Molecule: messenger RNA, 424 nt
Organism: Ictalurus furcatus (blue catfish)
Lineage: Eukaryota; Metazoa; Chordata; Actinopteri; Siluriformes; Ictaluridae
Gene: mustn1a
Product: musculoskeletal, embryonic nuclear protein 1a
Exons: 3
Coding region: 111-338 (75 amino acids)
Biological process (GO): chondrocyte proliferation; tissue regeneration; chondrocyte differentiation
Cellular component (GO): nucleus
Source: RefSeq, a predicted model, not a curated record
UGUGUGUUUAAAGGAAGGAAGGAAACAUCAAGUUCAAGGGAGGACUCCAACCGAAGCUGGGAGGCUGCAGUACAAGUUUAGAUUUGAGCACCAGUUGAAAGAUCCUGAACAUGUCUGAGCUACAGCAGGAGGGAGAGGAGGGUAAGAUAAAGAGGCCGGAGGUGAGGAAUGAGGACCUGAUUCAGGCAAAAGAUAAGCUGGCGUCUGGGACUACGGUGAAGAGUAAGACCUUUGAAGUGAUGGAGGAAUGUGAACGUGAGGGGAAAGCCGCUCCAUCCGUGUUCAGUACCGUUCGAUCAGGAGGAGAGACCGUCUUCAACAAACCCAGGAAAAAGUAACAUGGAAAAUCAUUCAGAUUUACUUACUUUCACAAUCUGUAUUGUAAGUACUGAAAUAGAAGGUUGAAUAAAAAUGGUUGAAACAA